AUGCAGGCCGAAGAAAAAGUUGUAAUAAAGCCUCUUGGUGCUGGAAAUGAAGUGGGACGAUCUUGUAUUCACUUAAAAUACAAGAACAGGGAAAUACUUUUGGAUUGCGGAGUUCAUCCUGCGUACACUGGUGUAUCCUCGCUUCCUUUUUUAGAUCUUGUGGACCUCAGCAAAAUAGAUGCGAUUCUCGUCACCCAUUUUCACUUGGACCAUGCGGCAGCUCUUCCAUUUCUAACCGAGAAGACAGAAUUUAAAGGCAAGGUGUACAUGACUCAUCCCACAAAGGCUAUCCUCAAAUGGCUGCUCAACGACUAUAUAAGAGUCAUAAACAGCUCGUCCGAACAGGACUUCUAUACUGAACAAGAUCUGCAAAGUUGCUACGACAAAAUAAUACCAAUAGAUUACCACCAGCAGAUAAAUAUAGAAGGCAUUAAAGUUACAGCCCUGAAUGCUGGGCAUGUGUUGGGUGCAGCCAUGUUUUUGCUUGAAAUUGAAAAAUCAAAGAUUCUGUAUACUGGAGACUUUAGUAGGGAAGAAGAUAGGCAUCUCAAAGCAGCAGAAAGUCCAGGAUGUUGUUUAGACGCUUUGAUAACUGAAUCUACAUAUGGUGUGCAGUGCCACCUUCCAAGAUAUGAAAGAGAGGCCAGAUUUACCUCUAUUGUGUCCCAUGUUGUACUCCGCGGAGGCAGAUGUCUGUUACCUGUAUUCGCACUUGGCAGGGCACAAGAGCUUCUGUUAAUUCUGGAGGAGCAUUGGGAUGAGAAUCCCCAUCUCAAAGGCAUCCCAAUAUAUUACGCCUCGGCGCUUGCACAAAAAUGUAUGUCAGUGUAUCAGACCUAUAUCAAUAUGAUGAACGAAAGAAUUCAAAAGGCAAGUCUGGUCAAGAAUCCAUUUGACUUUAGAAACGUAGAGUCAAUCAAAGACAUUCAAUCUUUCAAAGAUACGGGCCCAUGUGUAAUGAUGGCAAGCCCCGGAAUGUUACAAAGCGGAUUUAGCAGGGAAUUAUUUGAGAAGUGGUGCAGUAAUGAAAAGAAUGGAGUGGUUAUUCCUGGAUACUGUGUGGAAGGCACACUUGCCAAAGAAAUUCUCAGCGAGCCCAAAGAGGUUGAGAGUAUGAAAGGCGGCCUACUCAAAUUGAAUAUGUCUGUGGAGUAUAUCUCAUUUUCAGCCCAUGUAGACUAUACCCAAAACAUUCAAUUUAUUGAUGAAUGCCAACCUAAAAAUUUAUUUUUUGUACACGGAGAAGCUAACGAGAUGAUGAGAUUGAAGAAUUCGGUUCAAAUGCGCAACGAAAAAAACUCUGUCAAGAUGAAUCUUUUUGCAUUACGAAAUGGAGAAGAGGGCAGCUUUGAAGUCAUACGGGAAAACGAAGGUAGGAUUUAUACCGACAAACAAGGCGAAUUUAAUGCGGUUAUUACUGCAUCCAAUCAUAGGAUUAAAGUAUUUGAUGAAGACGAUCUUGAUGAGUGUUGUUUUAAGAAGGUUGAGAUUACUCAAAAACAAAAAAUACCCUUUAAUAGUACAGAAGUGCUAGUCAAGCAAAUUUUAUUCAAAGAUUUUGAAGCGGAGGAUUUCGGCAAGCAUUUAAAGGUUGGCAAUAUUGCAAUAUCAAUUAAAGAGCAGGAGAUUACUAUGGAGUGGAGCAGUGGAUACUUGGAUGACGUGAUAGCUAUUUCUAUUCAUAAGGCAAUUAAAGACAUUGGGAGUAAUAUCAAGAGUGUAAGAUUGAGUAAAUUAGAUGAAUUUGAGACAUUAUAUGAAACUUUAAAAGGGCAUUAUGGAGAUGUUACAAGAGAAGAUGAUAAAAUAAACAUUAGAUGGAUGAGUGCAUGUGUAACAGUAUCAAAUGGGUCCAUUACUGGAAAUGAUGAAGAGAUGAUAAAGAAGGUGAAAGAGAUAGUUGAGAGAGUAAAGCAAAUCUUUUCGUAA
Messenger RNA from Vittaforma corneae ATCC 50505, 1929 nucleotides. RefSeq lists its product as uncharacterized. Gene Ontology annotation, molecular function: RNA binding; RNA endonuclease activity; 5'-3' exonuclease activity. Gene Ontology annotation, biological process: mRNA 3'-end processing by stem-loop binding and cleavage. Bases 1 to 1929 code for a protein of 642 amino acids. The record is from RefSeq and is a predicted model, not a curated record. Gene Ontology annotation, cellular component: mRNA cleavage and polyadenylation specificity factor complex. NCBI's taxonomy places the organism in Eukaryota, Fungi, Microsporidia, Nosematidae. The transcript has a single exon.